This is a messenger RNA of Podospora anserina S mat+, 789 nucleotides long. RefSeq lists its product as uncharacterized. NCBI's taxonomy places the organism in Eukaryota, Fungi, Ascomycota, Sordariomycetes, Sordariales, Podosporaceae. Gene Ontology annotation, cellular component: nuclear exosome (RNase complex); nucleolus; cytoplasmic exosome (RNase complex). The record is from RefSeq and is a predicted model, not a curated record. The annotation marks the transcript as partial. The transcript is spliced from 3 exons. Gene Ontology annotation, biological process: U4 snRNA 3'-end processing; rRNA catabolic process; poly(A)-dependent snoRNA 3'-end processing.
UUCUUGACCAGACAUAAAAUGACAGUAUCAACAACAUCGACAGCCCCGGCAGCCGCUCUCGGUGUGCUCCCAAGAGCCGACGGGUCUGCAAAAUAUUCACAUGCCGGAUACACAGUCACGGCCUCAGUCAACGGACCCAUCGAAGCUCAGCGAAGAGAUGAGCAUCCCUAUGAGGCACACGUUGACGUUAUCGUACGACCGGCCGCAGGGGUCGGAGGCACAAGAGAACGUCACCUCGAGUCCAUUCUCCAAUCCUCACUCUCACAGAUCAUUCUCGUCAAGAACUUCCCUCGCUCUCUCAUCCAGAUUGUCCUCCAAGUCGAAGACUCGCCAGAAAACGACUAUGUGAACACCAAGCUUGUUCAGGCCAGCCUGAACUUUUCCAUCAUGCCAGCCCUGUUUCAAACAGCUGUUCUCGCGCUCUUGUCGGCAGGUGUACCCAUCAGGGCAACGGCGACGGCGACGGCUGUUGCUAUUGUUCCCCAGGAUGGUACCAAGAGAAGUGUGGUUGAUCCAUCACCACGAGAUGUCGAGAUUGCCCAGUCUGUCCAUGUGCUGGCUUUUACGUCUCACGAUGAGCUGUUGCUUGCUGAGAGUGAAGGAGACUUUACUGUCAAGGAAUGGGAUGAUGUCUACGAAACGGCCAAGGACGUAUGUUGUCGCCCAGUACCGACCAAGGAAGGGAUGGAAAUGGUGCUCGACGACGAACACACCAACGGCCCGGAUCUGCGCCACUUCUUGCGGUCUACCAUGGAGAACAAGGUGGCAUCUGAUCUCCAUUGGAAGUGA